AUGAUUACCACACGUAAUGCCCGCGUGGUAGUGUCUGUGGCGACCAUCCUUUUGGUUGUCGUAUUCCUUGUGUCGUCGCUGACCAGGAUAGGAGAUGGUGUGAAAAAGGCUGCCUCAGAAGUUUCUUUUGGAGAGGAAGAAAACACGUUAAAGGGAACGCCUUAUCAAGGAUCUGGACCUCCGUACGCCCAAGAAGACAAAAGCAAGAAGCCCAAAGUCAUUGCAGACAAGGUAGGUGGAAGCGAGUUGGAAAAGUCCCCAGGAAAGGUGGCAAAACCCGAAGUUGGUAAACCUGAUGCUGGUAAACCAGAACUCGUAAAUCAGCCAGGUAAGGGUUCUGGAUCAGGAUCAGGAUCAGGAUCAGGAUCUGGCUCAGGAUCUGGUGCUGGUGCCUGUGGAGAAGAGUAUGUGGUGAUGAUCGACGCUGGGUCUACAGGACUGCGUGUGCAUAUAUACCUGUUUGACACGUGUGUGUCACCACCUCGUCUUCUCAACGAAGACUUCGACAUGCUCAAACCAGGACUUUCUAGCUUUGAUACCGAGACUGUGAACGCUGCAAAGUCGCUUGAUCCAUUGCUCAAAUUGGCAGUUGAAAAAGUUCCAAAAGAUAAGCAAAGUUGUACACCAGUAGCUGUUAAGGCGACUGCUGGACUUCGUUUAUUGGGAGCGGAAAAAUCCACCGCCAUUUUGAACGAAGUUCGUAGACACCUUGAGGAGGAUUAUCCGUUUGCUGUUGUGGAAGGAGACGGUGUUUCCAUCAUGGAUGGUAAGGAUGAAGGAGUCUAUGCUUGGAUCUCCACCAAUUUCUUGUUGGGCAGAAUCGGAGGAAAGGAAAAGCAGGAUACCGCUGCCGUGUUGGAAUUGGGCGGUGGCCUGGCACAAAUUGUGUUUGAACCCGAGUUCGGCGACAACGAAAAAAUGGUGGAAGGUGAACAGAAAUACGACUUGGAAUUUGGGGGUCAUCAUUUCACCUUGUACCAAUUCUCGCAUCUCGGGUAUGGACUCAUGGAAGGACGUAACAAGGUCAAUGCCUUGGUGGUCAAUGCUGCUCUCGCAAACAAUAAGGAACUUCAAAAUUCCAAAUUGUCAUCCAAGGCUCAAACCAAGGAUGCAAAGGCAUCUGUCACAUUAACCAACCCAUGUAUUCCUCCCAAAAUGCAAGCCGAUAACGUGGUAGUUCCUGUUGGAGAAGAAGAGUUCUACGUGGUGAAUAUGAAGGGCCCAUCAAAACCUCAGGGUGCUCAAUGCCGUUUCCUUGCCGAGAGUGCACUUAAUAAAGAUGCCCAAUGUGACACCAAACCGUGCUCAUUCAAUGGAGUUUACCAGCCGUCGUUGGUCAAGACAUUGCGCAAAACCAGUGACAUGUAUGUUUUCUCGUACUUUUACGAAAAAACGGUUCCUCUCGGAUUUCCUCAUUCGUUCACUGUGGAGGAAUUGACCGACCUUGCCAAGACGGUUUGUACUGGAGACCCAUUGUGGACAGAAGCAUUGGCGCCAGGACCCGUGGGAGAACUCACAAAAGAGCCACAGUGGUGCUUGGACAUUUCGUUCAUUACCGCAUUGUUGCAUACUGGCUAUGACAUCCCAUUGUACCGAGAAUUGCGAACCGCGGAAAAAAUCGACAAUAACGAAAUUGGAUGGUGCCUUGGUGCAUCGUUGCCGUUGUUGGACAAGGCAUCUGGAAAAUGGACCUGUCGGAUCAAACAGGCGUAA
Messenger RNA from Meyerozyma guilliermondii ATCC 6260, 1713 nucleotides. RefSeq names its product guanosine diphosphatase (gene GDA1). The coding region runs from base 1 to 1713 and encodes 570 amino acids. The record is from RefSeq and is a predicted model, not a curated record. Gene Ontology annotation, molecular function: GDP phosphatase activity; UDP phosphatase activity. Gene Ontology annotation, cellular component: membrane; Golgi apparatus. Lineage: Eukaryota; Fungi; Ascomycota; Pichiomycetes; Serinales; Debaryomycetaceae. Gene Ontology annotation, biological process: protein N-linked glycosylation; nucleoside diphosphate catabolic process. The transcript has a single exon.